Molecule: messenger RNA, 864 nt
Organism: Lodderomyces jiufengensis
Lineage: Eukaryota; Fungi; Ascomycota; Pichiomycetes; Serinales; Debaryomycetaceae
Exons: 1
Coding region: 1-864 (287 amino acids)
Molecular function (GO): phosphatidylinositol binding
Source: RefSeq, a predicted model, not a curated record
AUGUCAAUAACUAUUCCAUCAGAGCUUAAUAUAGAUGGUUCCACAUAUUAUCAAAUCAACGUCAAACUACCGCUACGGUCUUACACUUUAAAAAAAAGGUACUCUGAUUUUGAAGGUUUAGUCAAUAAUUUAUGUCAUAAUAUAGGUAUCAACACUAAAGAUUUCCCAUAUCAAUUACCAGGUAAAAGAAUCAACUGGUUAAACAAACACAAUGUUAUAGAAGAAAGAAAAAAAGAAUUAAGUCAUUUUCUUAACCAAAUCAUACAAGAUAAAUCAUUACAAAAUGAAUCUGAAGUACUUCAUUUUUUACAAUUACCAAAAAGUUUUAAAUUUCAAGAUAGAGCUAAGAUUGAAAAUAAUGAUAAUUGGUAUGAAACUUACCGAAAUCUAAAAAAUGAUUUAGCUGGGGAAAAUAAUGAAAAUAUCCUUAGAUUAAAAGAAAGAAUUACAAGAAAUUAUUAUCCCGUUAUGAGUGAUUUAAUAAAUUCAAGUAAAGUUGCCAAUAUAGAAGAAUCAGCUAAAAGAACAAAUAUGAUCAAUCAACUACAAAAUAAAAUCAAUGAACUACUACUAAAUCAACCAAAACAGAAGCAAAAUGUUUCAAGAAUACUAGGAAAAGAAACUGAAGAAACACUUCCCUUAAAUAAUCAAGAAUUAUUACAACAUCAAAUUCAAACUCAUCAAACUCAAGAUAAAGAAUUAGAGCAACUUAGAAUAAUGAUUGCAAGACAAAAACAAAUUGGAGAAUCCAUUAAUCAAGAAGUUGAGGAACAAAAUUAUUUGUUAGAUAAAUUUAAUGGAGAAGUUGAAGAAGCAACUGAUAAAAUUAAACAAGCAAGAAGAAGAGCCAGAAAAAUUAUAUAA